AUGGGAGGAGAGAAAAGGGAAAAGAGUGGGUUGCGAUGGGAUAGGUUAGGGAAAGAGGUUCUUGAGUUUCUCCUAACGACAGGCGAAAUGCAACUCAAAGAAUUAAUCAAACACGAUAAUCGGAGCACGGAUAGGGACGAUCCGGCAAUUCUCCUCAAGACGGGUGAUUAUCUUACAGUCGACAAAGACACCUCGAUUCCAACUAAUGAUUUGGUGAUGAACGAGGUGGAUAUGUGGAACUACGUUGUUUCGUGGUGUAAAGUACAAAUAAACAAGACUUUCGGCCGAUCCGAGCAAAUGGGUAGACGAAGACUUUCAAGUUUUGAAAUCACAUCAAAGCGAUGGUAA
Messenger RNA from Paraglomus brasilianum, 348 nucleotides. Lineage: Eukaryota; Fungi; Glomeromycota; Glomeromycetes; Paraglomerales; Paraglomeraceae. The record is from the annotation of a GenBank genome assembly.